Messenger RNA from Arvicola amphibius (Eurasian water vole), 849 nucleotides. Its product is annotated as seminal vesicle secretory protein 3A-like. Gene Ontology annotation, cellular component: extracellular exosome. The record is from RefSeq and is a predicted model, not a curated record. The coding region runs from base 1 to 849 and encodes 282 amino acids. Gene Ontology annotation, biological process: sperm capacitation. NCBI's taxonomy places the organism in Eukaryota, Metazoa, Chordata, Mammalia, Rodentia, Cricetidae. The transcript is spliced from 2 exons.
AUGAAGUCCGUCUUCUUCAGCCUUUCUCUGCUCCUCCUUCUGGAGAAGCAAGCAGCUGGGAUAGGAAUCUAUGGUGAGACAAAAGGACAGUUUCUAGUAAAAACAUUCCCAGUUGUGUUUAUCCAGAAAGACCAUUUCCAGUAUGGGUCCAGAAGAGCACAGGAGGAUGGAGCUGAAGAAAGCGGUUUUGAGCAAACAAAGCACCGUGCAUAUGGCCAGGAUGCUGAUGCUGACCUGGGAGAGACUCAGAGUUCACAGGAACAGACAGGUGUAAGCGAAGACAUAGUUUGUGAUGAAGAAGACGAGAUUAGCCAACAAAAAUCCCAACUUCAAUCCCAGUCACAACUAAAAUCCCAAACACAACUAAAAUCCCAAACACAACUAAAAUCCCAAACACAACUAAAAUCUCAAACACAACUAAAAUCCCACGGAGCCCAGGUGAAGUCCCAAACAGGCCAGCUAAAGACCCUAGGCCAGGUGAAAUCACAAAUCAAGCUGACAUCCCACAGAGCCCCUCUGAAAUCCUCCCAGGCAUCACAAACUCUCCAGGAAGCCUUUCCUCAGCAAAUCAAGGGCAAAGCACAUGCUCUGGAUGAAGACCAGGCCCAGGUGCAUCAGCAGCAAAAAACGGUUCACAGGCUCAGACGCAAGCUUGGCUGGGCCAGGAAAACAGCAGAGUUCUUUCCGCACUUCAGACAGCACUUCCAAGGCUAUGAUGGGUAUUUUGUGCAGUUUCAAGGGCAACUGCAGGGUGGAAUUCAUCACACAAAGCCUUUCCACCAACCUCAACAGACGUGCUACUGUCCAAACGGAGAGUUAAUCCUAUAUGAAGAUGCCUUCACAGAGUAA